CCGCUUGCGCACGGCUGACGCUCUAGCCCGCGCUACCCGGCCCCUCUCGCCUGCCCUGGCGGGGUUCCGAGUCGCCGGCUGGUGGCUCGGUGGCCGAGGCCGGAGACCCUUCCACCGCGUGUCCGUCAUGGACGGCGCCAGCACCUGCCCCAGCUUUCAGUCGGACUUGGAUUUCUGUCCGGAUUGCGGCUCGGUCCUGCCCCUGCCCGGAGCUCAGGAUACGGUCGUCUGUACUCGCUGUGGCUUCUCCAUCCACGUGCGGGACUUCGAAGGGAAGGUCGUGCAGACUUCCUUUGUGUUCCACAAGCUGGGGGCAGCCGCGCCUGCGUCGGCGGAGGAAGGGCCCGAGUUCCAGGGGCCCGUGGUUGACAGGCGCUGCUCUCGCUGUGGCCACGAGGGAAUGGCGUACCACACCCGGCAGAUGCGCUCGGCCGACGAGGGGCAGACCGUCUUCUACACCUGCACCAGCUGCAAGUUCCAGGAGAAGGAAGAUUCAUAAUCUUUUUUCUGGGCAACUCUGCAAAUCUUCCUUGAGAAGCAAAACAUAUUGGUUCUUAGAUGCCUUGUCCAUUGGCUAUUAGUGGCAAAGUUUGGCUCGAUCGUCAUGUGGGGACUACCAUUGUCCCCAGAGCACUUCUACCUCUAGUUGAGCUUACUUACUAAAGUUGUAUUUUUUCUAAGAACUCUACAUGUUAUUUAUAAUUUGUUUUAUCCCAAAGGAAUUUAAAUAAGUUUACUGAGCUAUAUUUGUAUGAAAAUGGCCACAAUAAAAGAAAAGACCAAAAGACUGGAGCCAGAAAUGAGACUAAUAUAAAAGCAAUUGUGGGGCCGGCAGUGUGACGUAGCAAGUUAAGCUGCCGUUUGCAGUGCCAGCAUCCCGUAUGGGAGCUGGUUUGAGUCCCAGCUGUUCCACUUCUGAUCCAGCUCCCUGCAAAUGCUCCUGAGAAAGCAGUGGAAGGUGGCCCAACUGCUUGGGCCCCUACUCUUCACAUAGAACUUACUGGCUCCUGGCUUUGGAUCAGCUCAGCUGCUGCCAUUUGGGAGUGAACCAGCAGAUGGAAGAUCUGUGUCUCCCUCUUUAACUCUGCCUUUCAAGCAAAUAAAUAAUCUUAAAAAAAAAAAAGCAGUUUGUAUUCCCUGUCUAUCUGGUUCCUGAGUUUAGGGAAACAAAAGCUGGGAUUUGGAUAUUGAGAGAUUCAACAGCAACUUUAACCAGAUUAUUUGGCAUAUAAAUUUGGGCAACUGGGAUACUAAGGGACACCAGUAUGUAGUUACUAUAGGAGACUUUUAAUUUCUCUUGAGAUAAAUAUUUAUUCAUUGGCAUAGAUUUCUUAUACGGAAAGGUAGAAAAAAGUAAAACAAAGAAUCUCACUCCACAGUGAUAACCAAAUUAUGCAUCAGUACUUUUAUAUGUAUGGAAAUACAAAUGUCUUCAUAAAGUCCAUGGGAAUGGAAUUGAAAGACUGUUUUGGUGCAAGAAAAAUUCAAAAUCCAUGCAAAGA
Lepus europaeus (European hare) is the source of this 1502-nucleotide messenger RNA. RefSeq names its product RNA polymerase I subunit H (gene POLR1H). Bases 128 to 499 code for a protein of 123 amino acids. Gene Ontology annotation, molecular function: nucleic acid binding; DNA-directed RNA polymerase activity; zinc ion binding. NCBI's taxonomy places the organism in Eukaryota, Metazoa, Chordata, Mammalia, Lagomorpha, Leporidae. Gene Ontology annotation, cellular component: RNA polymerase I complex. Gene Ontology annotation, biological process: DNA-templated transcription; termination of RNA polymerase I transcription. The record is from RefSeq and is a predicted model, not a curated record. The transcript is spliced from 5 exons.